AUGUCCCGGCGGCCGUCCUCACAGGCUGGGAUGGCGGGCAGACCUAGGAGCAUCUCUGCUUGUGGCAUUGGAAGUGGUUCUGUGGCUGGCUGUGGAGGAGGCUUUUCUGCCGUGUCCAUGUUCGGUUCUGGUUCUGGCUUUGGCGUUUGCUCUGCAAGUUCCCUGGCAGGACUGGGCACUGCUAAUGGGGGAGCCCAGGGAGGGAGCUUUGCAGGCCUGGGGAUGGGAUCUGGGGGCAGCUUAGGCGGUGGUGGCUCUCUGUAUGUGCUCUCAGGCAACGAUGGAGGCCUCUUCUCUGGAUCAGAAAAGGAAACGAUGCAAAAUCUGAAUGACAGAUUGGCUUCCUACCUCAAUAAGGUCCGAGCUCUAGAAGACUCGAACUCGGAGCUAGAAAACAAAAUUCGAGAAUGGUACAAAACACGAGGAUCUGGGGCUGGGGAUUCUGGAUCGCGAAAUGAUUACAGUAAAUACUUCCCACUGAUUGAAGACCUCAGGAAUAAGAUCAUUUCUGCCAGCAUCGGGAAUGCGCAAAUCAUCUUGCAGAUUGACAAUGCCAGGCUGGCUGCCGAGGACUUCAGAAUGAAGUAUGAGAAUGAGCUGGCCCUGCACCAGACUGUGGAGGCUGACAUCAACGGGCUGCGCAGGGUGCUGGAUGAGCUGACCCUGACCAGAGCUGACCUGGAGAUGCAGAUCGAGAAUCUCAAGGAGGAACUGGCCUACCUGAGGAAGAACCAUGAGGAGGUCAGAGUCACUCAUUCCCCUACCCUAGACCCCAAAAUUACAAUUUCAAAUUUGUAA
Molecule: messenger RNA, 798 nt
Organism: Dipodomys ordii (Ord's kangaroo rat)
Lineage: Eukaryota; Metazoa; Chordata; Mammalia; Rodentia; Heteromyidae
Product: keratin, type I cytoskeletal 12-like
Exons: 3
Coding region: 1-798 (265 amino acids)
Molecular function (GO): structural molecule activity
Source: RefSeq, a predicted model, not a curated record